Molecule: messenger RNA, 2061 nt
Organism: Paramormyrops kingsleyae
Lineage: Eukaryota; Metazoa; Chordata; Actinopteri; Osteoglossiformes; Mormyridae
Source: RefSeq, a predicted model, not a curated record
CAACCUAAAACUGAUUACACCUUGGUUGCGAGAUUAGAGCGCCAUUUGAUUGGGGAGCGCAAAGAGCAAGCACCCAGAGCCGGCGCUGCUAUGUACUAAUAUUCUCGAUGUGACUAUAAAAAAGACACAUCUUCACCUGUUUUGGGGCACAAAUUACAAAAAAACAUUACAGGCAUUAUCUUAUUGACCCUAGUCAGCUUCCGUCUUAUAGGAAGAGGGGGAAAUGAGAAGCAGAAGUUUUAGUUGAACAUUAUAGGGUGUAAGAAACUUCAGGUUCUAGUCUCAUAUAGGCUAUUUGUUCAACGUAUUUUCCCUGAUUAGCAUAAAGAAACUUGACAAUCUAGCAAAGCAGUAGAGCGCUGCAGGAGUAUCUAUUUUAAUUAGUACCCAGUUGUUGAUUGAGGAUUUUGAUGUGUUGCCCAUUUUAUGUACUUGCCAAAUUUGUUUCUGACCAUGUGGCAUCUCUACAAAAGGCUGCUGAUGUUAUUGUAAUGUUUAAGCAGCCUUGCUCACUUCAUAUACACAGGGACAUCCGGUUCAUAGAGGUGAUGGAGACUGUCUGUCAAAGACUCAUGGAGUACAAUCUGCACAAGGAGAGGGAAGGCAGCAACCGCUUUGCCAAGGGCAUGUCUGAGACCUUCUCCACACUGCAUAACUUGGUCCACAAGGGCGUGAAAGUAGUGAUGGAUAUCCCGUAUGAGUUGUGGAACGAGACAUCUGCAGAGGUGGCAGAUCUGAAGAAGCAGUGUGAUGUAAUGUUGGAGCAGUAUGAGGAAGUCAUUGAAGACUGGUACAAGGGUGAUCAACUAGAAGACCUCACCACUUACCUGUGUGAGAAGCAUGUUCUUAAGGGGCAGGACACAGCCUGCCUGAAGGAGAAAUGGACUGGGAGAAGGAGAGAGACAGCAGGCAUUGCUGAUGAGAAGAAGAAAAAGAGAGAGAGCAGUGGCCAGGAGGAGCUGAUAAAGAAGAAGGGGGGGAAGAAAAAGAAGAACAGCAAGCUUUCAGAGCAGGAGAUGGGAGGAGAGAGCAAGGACAAUGUGGAAGUCACUCCAGAGGAGGGUCUCCAGGGCAAUGCACCCCUGCAUGGGGAGAAGACUGAGUUGUGAGUGGGCUGGGAGAAGACUGCAUGGCCCAUGGAUUGAUUCAUAAGCUUCCUAUUAGGCGUAUUCUCAUGCAGCAGGGACACCUAGCUUAAGCCUCUGCAAGCUGAAGUACUGUGGGUUUUAAAGGACAUUUUAGCUUGCACCUGAUUGGCACUUCAAAUGCCAGUUGAGACAGCUUGGUAUUUGGAUUGUUGACUCAAAAAAAAUGACUUGAACUGAGCUUGAGCCAAAUAUGAAUAUAUAUCUUCAUAGCCUUGAUGACCAGAACUGAACACCCUUAGUUCUCCCCAGUUUCUGUUUGUUCUCUUUGAACAGUGGCCACAGUUGCUGAAUCAUCCCAUUGUUCUCUAUUCAUUGCUUUUGCACUGUCCAAGCUCCAGAUAUCCUGUGUUGCUGUGUCUGUUCCCCAUGCACAUAAUUAAGUCGUGGUUUUGACCUCCAAGGGAUAUGAGAGAUGUUUUCCUUUCUAAUAAGGGACUGGGUGCUAGCCUGGUCUGGCUCUACCCUCACCAGAGACAUCUCACUGUCACCUGGAAUAGAAUCACUGUUUUGGCCCAAAGCUGUAGCUCUGUAGUUCCCUGGUAGGGAAUGUGGGUCAUCCCAGAUAACCACAGAGGAACAGGACAACAGAUGGCUGCAGUGCAUAUACGUCACGCCUUGGAUUAGAGACUGAAUCCACGUUACUCCUGUAAGAGAUAACCGGUGCUAAUAGGUGUGGAACUUCGUACGUGUAUAGUUGCACUGGCAUUGCCAUAACAACAGAAUGCCCUGACUUAACCAGUGCAACCUAGUCCAAAUACAUGCACCAGAAGUCUGCUGACAGUCUCUGUCUUUCAUUGAUAUUUGAUUAAAUUAAAUUAUACUCCGGCUAUGCAGGCAUUCUUAUGCUUUUAAAGUGGACGUAUUAUAAGCUGAACACACUCCCUAUCCUAUAAAAGAGAUCCUAUAAAAAUUG